UCUGCGCAGGUUCCGCUCACCUGCGCCAGAAACACACUUCAAAACAACAUGACUUGAGCUCCAGCCUCGCAGACCAGCCGAAUGAAGCGCGCAAUGACCGUGCCGUGGAGUUUGCUGUGGAUUCUGGGUUUGAUCUGCUCCUCGGACUCCGGCUGCUCUCCGACAUCUUACUAUAAGAGCUGCUGGAUCCGCAGAUAUCCAGGACUGUAUGUGGACAUCGAGGAAUCUCAGCGCAGAGGAGCUCAUCUCCUGAGGGUUUAUCAGGACGAGUCUGCGCUCAAGUGCAGCAGAGCCUGCUGUCUUACACCAAACUUCUCCUGCAACCUGGCUGUGUUUCAUUUCAACACCACUCAGGACAGUGUGAACUGCUUUCAUCUGCAAUGUCCGACCGCUGAGAGCUGCAUUCCUCACCGCAGAGGAAAUGUCAUCCUCUAUAAUGUCACUAAAGGUGUGGAUCCGGACCUGUUGGUGUUCGGGAAGCACUUCACCACCAACGUGCGUGUUCUGCCUCACAUGUCUUCGUCGCGGCUCAACGUUUCAGAGCCGCUGACCUCCGACAAGCGCCAGUUCAACUAUCCACCCGUCCGCUCCAUCAGUACGAAAAAACCUACAAGCCCCCAGCAAACCACUCGAGCUGUUCCUACUACACUUGAAGUACAACAUAACCUCCCUCGAUGUGCUACAACAACUCAGAGCACAUCAGAACACACCACAUCAACUACGUCACUCAACCCCCAACAGAUGACUACUACGCCACAGUGGGCAUCAACAAAACUGCAUCAUAUUACACAAACCACCUCUCAGACGGAUGAACCUGAUACUUUAAACCAAAGCAUCCCAAACCCCUCGACCACAACUGACUACUUUGACUCUACUUUGACCUCCAUCCCAAUCAAUGAAGCUCUUACUACCCAACAGCCUUUGGGAUUACAAACUACAUCUCUACAGACUACAAAAUCUUUAGUGGCGGCUUCUCAAAACACUACGCAAUCUUUUGUCAAAACUACCAAGUCGGAUGAGUAUCUAAAAACUACAACUGUUUUCAAGACUUCCCAAUCGGAAACCUUAACAAACGCAACGCCUUUGACUUCCGCAAACGUGCCCUUACAAACCCCUGAAUAUGAGACGAGACAAGCUACAACGGCUCAAAGCGAGUCAGAGCAUGUUAUAUCAAUUACGUCACAGCUUAAAAUGGACUCCACACUCAAUCCCCAACAGACGACUACUACUACGCCACAAAACGUGCCCUUUCAAACAUCAUCCCAAAAUACCCAAACUACUAUUCAAUCCCAACCAAAAGUGACAAUUAGCAGCGACACGAGAACCACCAACCCUACAAUCCCCACCGACGACUCUACAACCCCUAGACACCGGACCCUAACUUUUACACACACCCGUAUGGGAAAAUCCGCAAAUAGUUUGAGUUCUUCCCCUACGAGCAGCAUGAUGGACAGUCAACCGUAUCCCAACGACACGAAGGGUUACAUCAGCCGAAACAUCACCACGGGUGACGCACCUCGACCCGUUGGGGACGGAGGAAGCUUGACGUCGGUGUGGCAUUUGGCGGCCAAUACCGUACUAGUGGCCUUAGCGACUUGCGCUACCGUCACGUUCUGCUGCUGUUGUUCUGUGUUCGCGGCUCUGAGCUGGAGAGGCCGGAGGCGACGCAAGCGCAGGUACAGGACAAAUCUGAGGGGCAAGAGAGGAUCAAUGAGACUCAUUAAAUACGUCAUUGUAAGGGAAAGCUCGUAAAGCGGGGUUCCUUGGGUUGAGCUCGAAGCCUAAUCAAACACGCCUGAGUUUGAUACAAGUUGGAGAUGAACUCUGAAGUACAGUGGCUCUCCAGGCCCAGAUUUGAGUCGUAACUAGUGCCUGCGUCUGAAAUUGCAUAGUCUCUAGGUACUUCCUUUGAACAUGUAAUGAACUACUUGCGCUGAGCUUCGCGACGCACUUCCGUUUGGAAACAAUACACUUACUUCCGGUUAUGUUUACUUUCAAUGUACUGCGGUCAAUCGUCAAUGAGUUGAACAAACACCACCUAAAAUGAGUGUCUGUAAUAAUAUUUUAGAUUUUGGACAUUUUUAUUGA
Messenger RNA from Pimephales promelas (fathead minnow), 2088 nucleotides. It is a transcript of the gene mansc4, whose product is annotated as MANSC domain containing 4. The record is from RefSeq and is a predicted model, not a curated record. NCBI's taxonomy places the organism in Eukaryota, Metazoa, Chordata, Actinopteri, Cypriniformes, Leuciscidae. Gene Ontology annotation, cellular component: plasma membrane. Gene Ontology annotation, biological process: epithelium development; extracellular matrix organization; epidermis development. Gene Ontology annotation, molecular function: serine-type endopeptidase inhibitor activity.